Lacerta agilis (Sand lizard) is the source of this 1551-nucleotide messenger RNA. RefSeq names its product E3 ubiquitin-protein ligase TRIM7-like. The coding region runs from base 10 to 1473 and encodes 487 amino acids. The record is from RefSeq and is a predicted model, not a curated record. Lineage: Eukaryota; Metazoa; Chordata; Lepidosauria; Squamata; Lacertidae. The transcript is spliced from 7 exons. Gene Ontology annotation, molecular function: zinc ion binding; protein binding.
GCUGCGAUCAUGGCUACAGCGGAUCCAGCAAAACACCUUCAGGACGAAGUCACUUGUUCCAUUUGCCUGGAUUACUUCAAGGAUCCAGUAAUGAUCACGGAGUGCCAGCACGACUUUUGCCGAGCCUGCGUCACUAUGUUUUGGAAAAGACCGGGAGCUUCCAUUUGCUGCCCGGAUUGCAGAAGAAAAGCUUCCUGGCAAAGCCUGAAACCCAACCGGCGCCUGGCGAACAUGGUGGAAGCCGCUAAGCAGCUCAGUCUGCAGCUGGAGCAAAGUCCAGGAAGGGAGAAAAUGUGCAAGGAGCACAAGAAGCCUCUGAGUCUCUUCUGCAAAACCGAAAAUACCCUUAUUUGCAUGUUCUGCGAGAGAUCCAAGGCUCACAGAAACCACUCUGUUAUUUCCGCAGAAACAGCUGCUGCGGAUUACAAGGGCAUACUACUUAGACAUCUAAAGGAACUGAAAAAAGAAAGAAGCAAGAUUCUGUCGGUUAAAUCAAAUGGUGAGAAGCCAUGCCAGGAGCUAUUGAAAGAGGCAGAAGCCAAGAGGGAGGAGAUUGUGUCUGAAUUACAAAAACAGCGGCAGUUUUUGGAGGAACAAGAGCAAAGCCAGCUGGCCAGGUUGGAAGACAUAAAAAGAGAGAUUGAGAAGAGAAGAAAUGAUUAUGCAAACAAAUUUGAGGAUGAAAUAUCCUACAUCAGCGAUCUGAUUGGUGAGAUAGAAAAGAAGGACAAUCAAUCAGCAGAUGGAUUCUUGGAGGGUAUUGGAAGCAUACUGGACAGAUGCGAGACAGAGAAAUUUCAGUUUCCAGCUACUCCUGCUUCUACAGACAUGAAGGAAAGGCUCAGGAAAUUCUCUCAAGAAAGUGCAUCUUUGACGAGUUCUCUGAGGAGAGUCAGAGACUGUUCUGAGCCCAACUGUUCUCAGUCCAACACGGACAAAUCAAAAUGGAUAAGAGAAAAUGUGGUGUUGGAUCCGGAUACAGCCCAUCCCAGAUGUAUUGUGUCUUCUGAUGGAAAAUCAGUACGGUGGGGAAAGGUCCGUCAGGACUACCCCUACAGUCCAAAUAGGUUUGAAUAUGCUCGCUGUGUGCUUGGAAUGCAAGGAUUCAGCUCCGGGAAACAUUAUUGGACGGUGGAUGUUGAGGAUGUUGACCAUUGGGCUGUGGGCGUAGCCAGAGCAUCUGUGGAGAGGGAUAGAGAAAUUGACUUUGAACCUGAUGAAGGGAUCUGGGCGAUGGGCUUUAGUUAUGAUCAGUACAAAGCUCUGACUUCACCUCCUACCAUUUUGGAACCAGAAGAGGAUCCAGUAGAGAUCCAAAUUUCUUUGAACUAUGAAGCAGGGACUGUGGCCUUUUAUGAUGCUGAAGAUAAGACCCGUCUCUUUAUUUUCCGGUCAAUUGAUUUUGAAGAGGAGGAAGUUUUUCCUUUUUUCCGGAUCGUCGAUUCGUCAACUUGCCUCCAGUUGGGCUCUUAAAGCACGUGGUCCUUGGCCUGUGCUUUGCCUUUCCUGGGUGCUCAGACGUUAGUACCAAAAAUCGGCUAAUAUCCAUUC